Pteropus alecto (black flying fox) is the source of this 2665-nucleotide messenger RNA. It is a transcript of the gene CHP1, whose product is annotated as calcineurin like EF-hand protein 1. Gene Ontology annotation, molecular function: calcium ion binding. The transcript has 7 exons. The record is from RefSeq and is a predicted model, not a curated record. Bases 145 to 732 code for a protein of 195 amino acids. NCBI's taxonomy places the organism in Eukaryota, Metazoa, Chordata, Mammalia, Chiroptera, Pteropodidae.
GCCCUGGGUUCCCUCCGCGGUCCGCACUGGUAAAGCUAUCCUCUUCCUUCUUGACCCCUGGCGGUUCCUCCCUCCCUUCCUUCCCUCCCGCUGCCGCCGUCGCUUCUGGCACCACUGCUCCCGGAGGAGCCUUCCGGCUGGGUGAUGGGGUCUCGGGCCUCCACGUUACUGCGGGAUGAAGAGCUCGAAGAGAUCAAGAAGGAGACUGGCUUUUCCCACAGUCAGAUCACCCGCCUCUACAGCCGGUUCACUAGCCUGGACAAAGGAGAGAACGGGACUCUCAGCCGGGAAGAUUUCCAGCGGAUUCCAGAACUUGCUAUCAACCCAUUGGGGGAUCGGAUCAUCAAUGCCUUCUUUCCAGAGGGAGAGGACCAGGUAAACUUCCGUGGAUUCAUGAGAACUCUGGCUCAUUUUCGGCCCAUUGAGGAUAAUGAAAAGAGUAAAGAUGUGAAUGGACCAGAACCACUCAACAGUCGAAGCAACAAACUACACUUUGCUUUUCGACUAUAUGAUUUGGAUAAAGACGACAAGAUUUCCCGUGAUGAGCUGUUACAGGUCCUACGCAUGAUGGUCGGAGUGAAUAUCUCAGAUGAACAGCUGGGCAGUAUUGCAGACAGGACCAUCCAGGAGGCUGAUCAGGAUGGAGACAGUGCCAUAUCUUUUACAGAAUUUGUUAAGGUUUUGGAGAAGGUGGACGUAGAACAGAAAAUGAGCAUCCGGUUUCUUCACUAAAGGACUGAGAUCAAACUGUUUCGUGCUUUCUAGUAUUUAAGAACUGGAACCUGAGAAUCCUCCUGUCCACCAACCCCACCUCCAUUCCAUCAUUCCCCUUCUCCCUAAGUACCAAGGCUGUUGCAUGAUAACUCAGAUAUGUUCUAUCAACACAAACCUGCCUUUGGUGUAUAAACAGGGCAUUAUAGAAUGGUACACCUGGUCUAUAUCUGUUCAGUAUCAUUCACUGGUUAUCUCCAUUUCUAAAUAUUCCUAACCCUUCCCCCACCCCGGUUCUGCUACUGAAUGCCUCAUGUCCAUCUAGUCUGAGAAAGUGAGAGAAGGAAUUAUGCCAAGAACUAACCAGCAAAGCUCUUUCACUGGAUGUAGACUAUAGCCAUGCCACCGUCCCUCCAGCUAGGCUUUGGCAUGCUCCUCCAUCCUUUUUUGUAUGUCCUUUGCUUCCUACUUCUCUUUCACCCAAUACACCAUUCACUUAGUCUUUGUCUCUCUGCUUUUUAUUAAGCUUCAGCCCCCUCUGUUCUAUUUGGCACUCCAAGCUAUGCCUGUUCAAUGAAUUUCUGACUUGGCAGGAUAGUUUGGUGGUCUGAAGGAUUUUAAUCUACUGUUACUCUUGAAUGGUCUCUGGGAUGUUGCCUUUCCAGGAGCUUUUCGAUAACAACACUGCUCUCAGAAGAAUGAGACCAUCUCUUGGUCCCUUGCACUCUGCUGUGUCAUCAAAAGGCCGUGGGCUAGAGAUGUUCUUCUUGAAAGGUGGUGGCCUUGUUGAGAGAUGUAGAGCCAAGUCUUUUCGGUGGCUUGCCCAGAUCGCUCUACCUCUGGCUUCUGAUUCUCAACAUACAUACCUACAUGGCUACUUUUAAUAGUACAGUGUUGUUUUUUCAGAAAAUAGCCACAUGCUGGCAGGUUGGCUUAGUUUGGGGACACCAAUACCACCAGAAUGGCUGCCCUGACAGUAUGCUUGGGGACUUUCUCGUGGCUUUUUGAACAAGAAGGCUGGGCACCCUAAAAGCCUCACGUAUUCCCACCUCUGCAGCAUGGUUUAUACCUCAGUGUUAUGUGCCCUGGAAUGUUUCUCACUUCACAUUUCUAGGUAGAAAGAUUAGUGUUAUGGAAGUGCCUAACUAUCCCAGUCCAAAAGAUUUAAAGAUUGUCCUCAGUGUCUUGAAGUUUUGUACAAAAUUCUCUAUGAAUUUUACAUUUGGCAAAUGUUAAUGCUGGAAGCCAUAGUCAGCCCUUAAUACAGGUCCAAAGCAUUGAAUGUAUUGUAUCAUUAGCUGCCUAGUUACACUGACUUCCUAGCUCCUCUCAGACCACUGCUAAUCCCUUAGAAACGAGGGGUCUGGCAUUGGUAGCAUAACCUGAGGUGGCAUUACAGGCCUUUGCACGAGCCAGAGCAACUUCUCUGCCUAAGUCAGCUAAAUGUAGACCUCAUUGAAUCAGGCUGUUGUCCUAAUGUUGGUCAUUUAUGAGUCUGUUCAUUCUUAUAUCUGCCCUUAGCUGAUUUUCUGACUCAUUGCUUGCUGGCUUGUUUCCUUGCUUUGGAAGGCUAUCCAAGAUGUAUACACAAUACUUUCAGAAGGGAACUGCUAAAACAAAAAACACCACAAAGGGAUUGGAAAGAGGGGAACAGAGCAGUAGUCAGGCUAGAUAACUUAAGUAUAAAUGACUGAGGAAUUCUUGAUGAAGUAUCAGUCUGACUUUGUGAUCAAAUGAUAUAAUAUAGGAAUUGUGUAAAGGGAAGAAUAAUCUGACAUUGAUUUGUUAGAGAAGUACUUCAAAGGCUCCUUGACUUGCAUAUUUAAAAUUCCUAAGAUUAUGGCUUUUUCUUCCCUUUGGCUGUAUAGCAAACUGUUUUAAUCCACAGUUGUGCCUUAUCGUUCCAUUAAAACUGUAUUCUAUCCAUCAAUAAACACUUGUGGUUAAAACAAUA